UGCAUUAAAAAAUACACAUACAGUGCCAAAAGUACACAAGAUUACUAAAAAGAAAAAUAAAUACGACAAUAGUAAAAAAGAAUUCGAGAAAAGAUAUAAAAAGUUGAAAACAUAUUAGGAGUUAAAGAAAGUACAGAAAUGUCCAUAACUGGAGCUGCAGUGCCUGCAGUACAUCCCUUCACCUGCGGAGGCCAGCAGCGUGCUCAGUACGGUUUCUACAGCUGCAGAAGAAGUAUGGUGCGCACAUGCGCAGUAGCAGGAAGUGCCGUUUGUCUGGUCCAAACAAAAUCUGGAGGAUUUUUUUCCCCCCUUCCCCGUGUUAAAACCCUGUCGCGGGCUCCGGCCCGACAUCACCUGCCUCCGCUGCGGCUUCUCUGCUGAAAACCAUGUUCCGCGGUCGCCCUCCGCCUAGAGGGGGCUACCAGCCGCCAUACGAAGGCCGAGGUCCGCCUAGGCCCUACCCGGGGCCAGGUUACCGGGAUGACCGGGGCCGGCCUUCGUACCACCACGACUACCGGGACCACGGGCACCAGGACUCCUUCCGCCGCUCCCCUCCGCGGAGGAGGUACCCUUCCCCGGGCGCCGGGAGCCACCGCAGCGGGGAGUUGUGGUCUGCUGCUCCGCCGAAUGAGAGGGGUCCUCCGGCGGACCACAAGAUGGUCAUCACCGUUGGGAACGAGCUGACAGACCCGUCUGGCCCCUCCCCUUCCCACCAUCAUGACAGGGACUACGCUCGACACGAGCGCGGAAGCAGCCGGGGGCGGAGCCGUCCUCGCAGCAGCAGUCCGGACCGGAGUCGGGCCAAAAGCCGGGGGCGGAGCAAGAGCCGACACCGAGGCCAGAGCCGCAGUCCAGAGCACGGCCGGGCCAAAAGCCGCGGGCGGAGCAAGAGCCGGCGACGCAGCAGAUCCAGAUCCAGAUCCAGGUCCAGGUCCAGGUCGAGGGGGAGGAGCAGAGGAAGAAGCCGUGGGCGGAGCCACGGGCGCAGCAAAAGUCGACGGCGCAGCAGCAGCUCCAGGAGCAGCAGCUCCAGUAACUACAACCGGGAGGAGAAAGACAGUAACUUCAUGGAACUGGACCGGGCCCGGCGCCGGAAAGAGCUGGAAGAGAUGCUGACCCAGCCCACCAAGUCCAUUCUGAAGAAGCGCAACAACUCAGACGAUUCUCCAUCUGUCAGGCAGAGCUCCCUCUCCCCUCAACGUCCGGAUGGUUCCAACAUGUCCCGGGUGGCGGAGCAGCUGCUGCAGGCUGUCAAGAGCACCGACCCGCGGGCCAUGGCCUCCAUGCUUGCAGAGCUGCAGUCCGACCCGCACAUGGCCCAGCGGGCCGGCCUGGACAAGGAGAUCCGGGAGAUCCUGAACCUCCUGGGGGGGCCUGCGCCGGCGGCCACAAGCGCGGAGAAAAACGUUGAGGACAUCGACGACGAGGAGAAGUUCCUGUACGGCGACUCGGAAGACCCCAAACCUCCCAUAGCAGCAGAACAAACUCACAAUCCGGGCCUGGACCUGUAUGGAGAAGUGACCGAGGAUUCUCUGUACAUGGACCCGGCCCCCCACAGAGCUGUGGGGGCCUACGCCUACUCGAGCACCUCCGCUCAUGUCCAGUCUCUUCCUCCAACAAACGAGGUGAAAAGCAGCUAUGUGAGCAGACCCAUCAUCGGACCGGACCAGAACAUCACGGUCCAGGUGUCCAACCCCGCCUACCCCCCCGGGACAGAACCUCUGGAGGAAGAUGAGCGCCAGGCGGUGGAGGAGUAUGAGAAGAUCCAAGACCUGCUGAAGACCAUCGGGCUGGACCUGGGGGUGACCGAAAUCAGCAAGAUGGCCGCCAGGACCAAAGAGCGUCUCCACGGCAACAAGCCCCCCCCCAAGACCCCCACACGCCGCCGACGCCACUCAUCCAGCAGCUCCGACGGCAGCCGGCGGGCUCGGUGGAGGCGGAGCCGCAGCGGCAGCUCCAGCAGCAGCGAUCGGGGGGAGAGGGGGCGUGGCUGGAGCAGCGACGAGGACUCCAGGAAGGGCGGGGCUCCGCCCAAAAGAAGCAAAGAUAAGGAAGCCACCGAGACGCCCGUCGAGCCGGCGAAACCUGCGGAGCCCGCCCCACAGGCCCCUCCCCUCACUGCUGGCAUGCCCAUUCCUACGUACCCUCCCCCGCAGAUCCACGGCAUGAUGCCCCCCAACUUCCCCCCGCCGCCCUUUAGCCAGUAUGGGAACUACAUGGCUUACAUGCACCAGCAGUGGCCCCCCAUGUAUCCUCCUCCGAGCAUGCCUGUGCCCCCCCCAACCGGCACCGAGGCCUACCCCCCACCCCUGUCCUACCCCCCUGCUAAAGGAGGCCCCACCGUAGAGGAGAAAGCAGGGUCAGCAAAGGUCGACCACCCGGCGGCGGAGCGGCGCAGCAGCCAGGACAGCCGGGUCUCCGACGAGAUGAACACCGAGAGCCAGAAGCAGAAGGUUCUGGAGGAGCGGGAAAAACUGAAGCAGGAGAGGGAGAUGCGGAUGACCAAAAAGGAGUACCUCAUAAAGGAGCUGGAGCGGCUCCGGAAGCAGCAGGGUGAACUUCUGAGAAAGAAGCGGCGGGAGAAAGACGGACAUAAAGACCCCCUUUUGCAGGAGAUCAACCGCCUGCAGGAGGAGGUCAUGGUUCAGAUCUCCAACCUCCGCAAGGACCACGAGGCCGCAGAGAAGAAACGCAGCGAGAUCGAGAAGGUUGCGCUUAUUCUAGGCCUGAGUCCCUCAGACCGUCCUCGCAAGAGCAGCAAACCCCCCGAGGUGCAGCUGCCGGAGCCCCCACCGAAGAAGCAGAGCAGUCCCGAGAGCCGGCCGGCGCCCAGCAGCUCUGCAGCCAAGGCCAAAGAGACUCCGUCGCCGAAAAGGACAUCUCAUGACACGCCGCCCGCCACCGCUGGGGCUCACACUCCAGCCCCCGACCCGUUUGAAUACUACGAUGCAGGAAACCACUGGUGCCAAAACUGUAACGUCACCUCUGGUUCCAUGUUUGACUUUUUCACACACUUGCACUCAAAAGUGCACCGAAAGACACUUGAUCCGUAUCACCGACCCUGGGCUUUGACUCCUGCAAAAAUCUCCAAGAGCAUACCGACGGAGGAGAAGCAAACCAAACCUGCCAAAGGUUCGGAGUUCAUGGUUCCCGUCAGAGGAUUCUUCUGCCUGCUGUGCAAAGAGUUUUAUGGAGAUGCCAUCUGUGCCGAGGAGCAUGUGGUCACGCAUGCUCACAACGAGAAGUACAAGAAACAAAUGUAUGAGAACCCACUGUACGAGCAGAGGAGGAACCUGGACCGGCAAGCGGGCCUGGCCAUGGAUGUGAGCGGCAAAAAGCGCAAGCAUGAUGACGACGAGAAAGGCAGCAGAGACAAAGAGGAAAAGAUAAAACACAAAAAAGACAAGAAGGACAAGGAGAAGAAGAGGGAGGAAGAAGAGGAGAUUGUGCAGAAAGAGGAGAAACCUAAAGUUAAGCAGGAGGAAGCUGAAGAUAAGUGGAAACAGGUUAGGAAAGAGGAAGAUCUAAAAAAGAACAUGGAAGAGGAGAAGUCCUCCUACAGCAGGAAGGAGGACAAAACUCGGUACAGCAAAGAGGACGAUGACCGGGCAUCCCGCUAUAGAAACAGCAGGGAUGACGACUACCGCUACCGCAGAGAUAAGAGCGACCGCUAUUCAGAUCGUCCAAAAUAUGAUUCCAGCGAGAGUCAGGACAGGUACAAGCAUGCAAGCAAGUACUCCGAUGUCAAAUCCAGGGAGAGAGAUGAAGGGAAGCCAAAGCCUGAGUGGGAACCCCCUAAAAAACCAGAGGCAGACGUACAGGAGGUGAAACCCAGCCCUCCGAAACCUUACGAACUGCCCAAAAUCUUCUGUGGACCAAGCCCAGCCAUGAGGGCAAAGCUCCGCAAGCAGGGCCUGGAGCCUCCCAAACCAACUCCCGGAGCCACCGGCACCUCCUUUGGAAAGUUUACCUGGAAGAAGAAGGAGAACCAGCUGGCAAAGGAAGCUCAGAAAGCAGCGGCAGAGUUCAUGAAAGAAGACGAGGUGGCGUCGAAGGAGGACAAAGUCUCCACUGAUGACGCCCUCACAACUUCCAUGAACUUCGCAAAGGAUCUGGCCUUGAAGUUUGCUGCGGAGCAAGGGCAGCCCUCAGCUUCAUGGUCAUCCAACCGCGGACGAAUCCGUCCAAACCUUCCCGCACCUGCUGCACAGCAGAGGAGACCUGCAAUGACGGGAAAACCUGCGCACCUGAACACCUUCCUCAACAUCAGGCCCCAGGGUGGCAGUGGAUCCGCCCCUGGUCCCGGGCCCAUAGGAAACCCUCCGAAGACUCCACUGUUACCAACACCGCCUCCACAGUUCAUCAAACCUGGACCAUUUGAGCCAAUGGUUUCACCCACGGCCACUAAAGCAGAACCGUUUGGGCCUAGGCUUCCUCCCUCGAUGUUAAAUCCUUCACCUGCGGGAGGAGGUUCUUCUCUUCCACCCGCUUCUGUACCCAGCCCUGUUGGAUCAAAGCCACAAUUUCCCAAAGCAAGACUUACCCCACCAGCUCAGUCAAUGCCCCCGCCAGUUUGGUCGAGGCCCGCGCCAGUUCAGUCAAUGGCCCCAUCAGUUCAGUCAAUGCCCCCACCAGUUCAGUCGAUGCCCCCACCAGUUCAGUCGAUGCCUCCACCAGUUCGGUCAAUGGCCCCACCAGUUCGGUCGAUGGCCCCACCAGUUCAGUCGAUGCCCCCACCAGUUCGGUCAAUGCUCCCACCGGCUCAGUCAAAACCUGCACUGGUUCAGUCAAAGCCUCCAACUCCAGAUCCUAAGCCGACUUCACAGGUAUCCAAACCGGCUCCACUCGAGCCAAAGCCUGCACCGAUGGUGGUUAAUUCUGCCCCAGAGGUAGUCAAACCCUCUCCUACUCAGUCAGGAACAUCUACACCUAUAGGUGUCCAAAAAGAGGCGAAGUUUUCAUCCUCUCAAGCUAAAACUGAACCUGCUGCUACCCCCAAGGCUUCAACGGUUCAACCAGCAAUGAUAAAAAUUGUCUCUGACGUGGCAGCUCCCGGCGUUCCUGACAACGAGCAGACCCGUACCGUGUUUGUUAAGCCUCCACCCUUUAUGCUCAAAGCUGAUGGGGCUCCCAAGUCCGAAAAGUUAAAGAGCAACUUGGCCGCAGCCGAAGCCCAGCAGUUGUUUGGUAUUUUCUACAACAGUGGUGGUCAGUCAGGCCCCUCCUCUUUCUCCAGACAAGAAAGCAACACCAGAGCUGAAAAAAUCAGCAACGGGAAAGCUCCGCUCAAAGCAGCUGAGACUGUCAAGGUCCAGCCUCAAGCCCAAUCAGAACCUCGACCACAGACCCAGCCGGACCCUCCAGCUCAGUGCCAACAAAAGCCACAACUUCAGCACCAAGAUAAACCCCAGACUCCAUCUGGACCCCAGGCUCAGAUGGAGUCUUCCCAACCUACAACCAAGGAGGCGGUGGCUUCCGGGACAAACUCCAGCGAGUCUCUAACAAGUCCUCAAAAGCAGCCCAACUCCAACCUUCAGAUCACAUCAGUUUGGUCUCUUCAGUCCACCUCAGCCUUUGAUUCUGGUUCACCAGAACCAUCAGCUCCACGUGAGGCGCAGAAUUCCUCUCAAAACCAUCCUCCCUCUCCUAAACUUCAAUCGCACACAGUCCCAAACAGGUUCUCAGAGCUGGAACCAACUUCUGAGCCCCUUUCAGAACCUCAGUCUGAAGCCCAGCCUGACCACGAUGCCGCGCCCCUUCCAGAGGCCACUCCAGAGGCCACUCCAGAGCCUAAACCCAAACCUGGUCCUAGAACCAGAGGUAAGGGAGCAGCCGCGAAGAAGACCACUCCUCCUUCAAGGCCGAUUCGACAAACCCGUUCUCAGACCAGAUACCAGACCCGCCACCAGCAGCAGCAGAAUCUUUCCGAUCCAGAGCCAGAGCAGGCUUCAGGGGACUCUGACGCUACAAACUCGGACAGUAAGGGCGUGGAAACGUCAAAUGCAGGAUCUGGAACUCAACUCUCGGAGGAUCAGCCCUUGAUCGAAGUGACUACAGAAACUCUGGGCCUUCCGGCCGACAUGACCUCCCUGGACUUUGGGUUUGAUUUUAACUUUGAGUAGCUGCAGGAACAUUGUGGGUGUCCGAUCAGGACUGGAUUUUAUGAGUUCCAACUGGACUGAAGGCAGCUGGCAAACACAAGGGACCUCAGACUGCAGAAACUUUGACCCUCAGAUGUUCAAUACUCUUCAGAGUUUGGAUUAACCUCACUCUUCUCAUUUUGGAUCACUCUGAUCUCCCCUCUAGCCUCAUAGAAAAUGAACGGGUCACUGCUGAGGUUCUGAAGGAAUUCACAACUAUUUUUUGUAUUUACUUUCACAUUCAUGUUUGUAAGUAGGAUCUUCUUUGAAUCAUUGGUGGACUCAUGAGAACUAAGAUGGGUUCUGGAGAAAUAGGCUGAUCGUUCCUUGUUAGCGUCUACACAUAGCAUCACGAUGUACACUGUCGUUAUUUUCUUUCAUGAUUGAUGACCGACUUUCCGUGUUUGUCUAUGAUGUACUUGGCAAGUGUCAGCUCGGCCGGUCAAUGGUUCCUCCAGUUAGAUUUGUUCCUUCGACUCAUGUUUUAAUAAAAGUUGGUGGAGGAAAAGCA
Messenger RNA from Oryzias melastigma (Indian medaka), 6651 nucleotides. RefSeq names its product zinc finger protein 318 (gene znf318). NCBI's taxonomy places the organism in Eukaryota, Metazoa, Chordata, Actinopteri, Beloniformes, Adrianichthyidae. The transcript is spliced from 11 exons. Bases 387 to 6122 code for a protein of 1911 amino acids. Gene Ontology annotation, biological process: positive regulation of DNA-templated transcription; negative regulation of DNA-templated transcription. The record is from RefSeq and is a predicted model, not a curated record. Gene Ontology annotation, cellular component: nucleoplasm. Gene Ontology annotation, molecular function: zinc ion binding; nucleic acid binding.